Molecule: messenger RNA, 3000 nt
Organism: Metarhizium album ARSEF 1941
Lineage: Eukaryota; Fungi; Ascomycota; Sordariomycetes; Hypocreales; Clavicipitaceae
Product: DDHD domain-containing protein
Exons: 8
Coding region: 1-3000 (999 amino acids)
Cellular component (GO): cytoplasm
Molecular function (GO): metal ion binding; glycerophospholipase activity
Source: RefSeq, a predicted model, not a curated record
AUGACUCCCGGAACCGGCGACAAGAAACUCGACAAGUCGUACUUGAGCUCCGCGGUCGAUGUCAUCUAUCCGUGGUCGAGUAGUCGCACGGCUACGCCCACACCGGAUAACACAGCGAGCAUAGCCGCGUUUGAUGGGGCUGCUGCGCCCAAGGCAACUGCUUCGGCCGACCAUGCAAUCACGCCGUUUUAUGGACAGAGCUUUAGGACGUACCCCAAGGAUUGUCCGACGUUAAACGUGCAGUGGUUUCAUGCGGCCGAUGUGCCGAAACGAAAACCGAGGUUGACCAAGGGACCACAGAAGCAAGAGAAGGAAAUAAAGCCGCCUGUUCGGCCGAAGAAGUUUGCAGCAUUCUCCGAGUCUGAUUCGCGGAGGACGGAAGCACGGUAUCAGAAGCUUUUGGAAGCAGCAGAGGAUAAAAACAAUUCAACGAGAGACUCUCAAAACCGCCCUUCAAAACGAUCCAAAUUCGAGAAUGCUGGCGCCCUUGACGAUUCAUAUCGGGGCCAUACGCGGGUUGCUGUCAAUGAGGACUACUUGUUCGAUAUCAACAUUGAGGAGAGGGAGCUUACCCCUGUGUAUUGGCUUGGGCCAAGUUACGAAGUGCGGCGUGGCACCUGGUUCUUCCAAGAGGGCUCAGGUCUAAGACCUUGCGAAGAAAACCUUGCAGCCCAGCUAGAAGAGGGCUAUCUGAAAACCAAGCCAUGGCUACUUCCUGGUCGUCUCCGAAGCAAGUCUGAAGUCAAGGAUACCGCAGGGUCUGUUAAAGCAGAAGAGCCUCAAGCAGCAGAUCAGGAGCCCCCAGAGGCUACUACUAGCGCUCAAAAGCCACCGGCGGGUACUGCCCAGUCGCCGCAACCGCAACUGCCAACGUAUCGUCUAUUUGGCGCUUACAUGAACAAUGUUGCUACCUAUCAGGAUGAAAAAACCGCUUGGAUGACUACUGAUGGUAUGCUCUCAUGGGUAGCUGCCUCGGUGUAUGAGCGGUUCGCCGGUGGUGGAUAUAUGAGCGGCGUUAAGUUGAUUAGAGGAUAUUCUGAACCGAAAAAAGCCCAGGACACCAAGGCCGCGAAGGAAAACCCCAGUACUCUGGGCCUGCAUGAACGACAAAAGCUCGUAAAUAGAAGAUCAGCCCCUCCCACCACAGGAGACCCCUUGGAAGACUUGGGGUAUAGCCAAAUUGUACAGAAGGAGACCCAAGAACGGGAUGCAGAGCUGCAACGGCGAUUGUCUUCUUUUAUGGAGAGCGAGGGUCGCAUUACUGGGAAAACCGAGGAACAAAUCAGACAACGCGAAGAAGAGGAAAUAGAAGACGACUACAAUGCACGGGAUGGAGAAGCUCAGGGCCGAGAAAUUGAGCAUUUGGUUCUUGUAACUCACGGCAUUGGACAACGACUAGGUUUACGCAUGGAAAGCUUAAACUUUGUUCACGAUGUAAACGUGUUGCGCAAGAAUAUGAAAUCUGUCUACAGCAAUUCAGCGGAUUUGAAGGCGCUUAACUCUGAACUUGGUGCUGGUCAGGGGAACUGCAGAGUGCAAGUACUUCCGGUUUGCUGGAGGCACUUCAUUGAGUUCCCAAGGCAACGGCAGAAGAAAGGCGAACACGAUUUAGGCGAUGUUACAGAUGAGGAUGAUAAUUGUGAGCCUUCCGACUUUGAGCCGGUUGUCAAACGCUAUAUUGACCACCACCAAUUAGACCCAUCACUCGAAGACAUAACCGUCGAGGGAGUUACUUUUGCCCGAUCCCUAAUCUCAGACCUCGCGCUCGACAUCUUGCUCUAUCAAAGCUCAUACAGAGAAGAAAUUUCCAGAGCCGUUGUGGCAGAGACUAACCGAAUUCUGAAACUCUUCCAAGAGAGGAACCCUGAGUUUAAAGGAAAAGUGCACCUUAUGGGCCACUCAUUAGGCUCUGCCAUUUUCUUUGACGUUCUCUGUCGUCAGAGGGAGACGGAUCCUGAUGAUACCCGCCGCCCGCUUCGAUUCUGGCCCUCGCACAACCGGCCUGAUAUCAGACCAAAGGACGAAGAGCUGGAGUUCGACUUCGACGCCUCAAAUUUCUUCUGCCUUGGGUCUCCCGUCGGCUUGUUCCAGAUGCUCAAGGGAAGGACUAUUGCUGCCCGCCCAUCGCCACAUGGCUUGGCUUCAAAAAGCUUGCCGAACGCUGAGUACACCGAUGACCCGUUCUUGACAACCCCCGCAGGUACAGGUCUGGAUAGCAUUUCUCCAGUCAGUGGUCUAUCGACGUCAGUUUCGUGUCCCAAGGCGGAGCAGCUCUUCAACAUCUUCCACCCGUCCGAUCCCAUCAGUUACAGAAUGGAACCGCUGAUUUCCCCUGCCAUGGCCUCACUGAAACCACAAGCCCUUCCCUACACCAAGAAGGGAAUUUUUGGCAAUGUCGCACCGCAAGGAUUAACCGGCAUUGGAGCCAAAGUCGGCCAGAGUGUCAGCGGCAUAUGGUCCAGCCUAAGCGCUGGACUCGCCAGCAAUAUACUGAAUCGCAGUCUCGGGAUCACCAGCGAGGAGGUUGCGCGUCUUGGCACAGAGGAGCAGCGCCAUGGAGACAAGAAGGGCGAGGCGACCGGCAGUCAGGAGGCGGCAGAACAAUCAGCUGAAAGAAAGAGGCAACUGGCUGAAGCGGCGGUCAGAGGGCGACGUGUGAGCGACAACGGCAACUCGGUCACGCUCAUUGACGAUGAGCUGGAGACGCUGUAUUCAACGUUCCAGAAGCGGCACGACACGGCACAUGGGAACGAGGCGAUGAGCCACCUCAAUGACGAGUCGCGCAAAGCUCGAAAGCUGCGGGCGGAGGAGGCCAAGGUGCGGGCGCUCAACAGAAACGGCCGUGUCGACUACAACAUCCAGGAGAGCGCUUUGGACUUUAACCCAAUCAACACGAUUGCAUCACACAUGAGCUACUGGGGAGAUGAAGACGUCACACAUUUUGUUUUGUCUCAGCUGUUGUCCGGAAAGCCGGUGGGCAGAAAUACAAAAGGAAACUAG